AAAGACAAAUCUCCAUCUCCGAAAGCCCUUGUUCCAUAUAUAACUCCAGCCGCCCGAAAAGAGCUUUGGGUCAUCUGGAAAUCUGAUCCCCGCGUUCCAACAAUUGCUUCGCGGCAUGCAUGGGCCGCCUCGCGGAAUGUAAGUCCCUCGCGUGUCGAUCACUGGUUCGGCGCUCGCAAGUCAAGGGCGAAGAAAUUGGGACAACCGAUAUCAAACGACUCGUAUGAGCUUUCGCUGGAG
This is a messenger RNA of Suillus subaureus, 240 nucleotides long. RefSeq lists its product as uncharacterized. The record is from RefSeq and is a predicted model, not a curated record. NCBI's taxonomy places the organism in Eukaryota, Fungi, Basidiomycota, Agaricomycetes, Boletales, Suillaceae. The transcript has a single exon. The annotation marks the transcript as partial.